Messenger RNA from Bursaphelenchus xylophilus (pine wood nematode), 2520 nucleotides. The record is from the annotation of a GenBank genome assembly. NCBI's taxonomy places the organism in Eukaryota, Metazoa, Nematoda, Chromadorea, Rhabditida, Aphelenchoididae.
AUGACUCUGACCCCGAUCCAGAACCGCCGGUUUAAGCAGUCGCUUUCCUGGCCUCAGGGCAUCGGGGAAAAAGGUCCGGAAACAAGCGGUCGUUAAGAAAUGGGAAGAGCACUUAGGCGCGAAAGUCCGUAAAAAAGGUAACAAAUCCCCACUUGCAAAGACAAAUGCCUCAGGGGUUUGAGAUGGGGCUUGCUCACUCAACCUCACUCAACAAGUGGGCCAGUCACAACAAACCACAAUCUCAGCAGGCGUUAAGUACAAGUGUUUUUGUUAGGAAUAACACUAAAAAUCCGCUUUUUCCUUUCAAAAAAGACCCUCACCAGCGAUGUCGUAUGCUAAUUCAGACGAUAUAAUACUAGCGGAAUCCCGGAAAGUCCCUCAAGACGGCGCUGAAUAAAAACGCGCGGACAAAACAAGUCUCGUUAUGGCCGCGGCGGCCGAACAAGAAUAUGUGCGGGUGUCCGAAACGUAAUUAGACGACACAUCCAUCAUGGGAUGGGGUUCUAUAAAAAAAGAUUAAAUUGACAGAAAAAACAAAUGCAUUCAUAAGCGGCGGUCUCUUCUUCCUCUUCCGUUAAUCCAUGAAUAACAUACGAAUCAUCAACCAUCUAUCUCUCUCCCUCCCCUCUGGGGUCCAUUCACGCGAAAGGGGGAACAAAACGGUCAGCAGUCAAGUUUAGUUUUCAGCCAGCGGUCAGUCCGACUCCACCGAUGCCUCGGGCGAAACUGGUUCGGGCGCCUCUGGAGCGACCUCACCUGGCCCCGCUUCGGACAGCACGGACUCGUCUGGGGCCUCGGGUACGGAUGCCUCAGGAGAUUCAAGUGGAUCAACCUUGGCUGCCGGUAAGUUUAAUUACUGCGGCAUUGGUACGGUAUCCAUUGUACUCAAUGACAACAGGAGUAAUAUUAUUAUACUUUUUUUUAAUAAAAAAUAUCUGAUGUCUACUUACAAUAAAAUUUAUUUUCAGACAAUUCUGGUUCUGGAUCCGGCCUUGAAACCACUGCUUCUUCUGGAUCUGGCUUGGCCACAACUGAAGCUCCUGAUGAAUCGACCGGAAAAGUAACUGGCUACACAGAAUCCCCAACAGACUCUUCUGGAUCUGGCAACGAUGUUACAGAAGGAAGCGGUUCCGGCGCUGUUACUGAGUCUUCAAGUGGAGAAAGCUCGGCAACUGAAAGUAGUGGAUCUGGAGAAGUUACCGAAAGCAGCGGUGAAGUUACAGAGGCCAGUGGGUCACCAUCUAUUACUGAAGCCGUGACAGAAGCCAGUGGAGAAGUCAAUGUUACUGAAGCCUCAAGCGGAGAAGGAUCAGCAACAGAGAGCAGCGGAGAGGUCACAGAGUCCAGUGGAGACGUUACAGAAUCAUCAGGAGCAAUCACAGAAUCUCCGGGAAAGGUUACCGAAGCCAGUGAAACGGUCACAGAGUCCUCCGGUGAAGGCAUCGAGACAACUUUGGCCUCAAGUGGACCUGAAUCUGGAACGGAACUAACAGACCCUUCAGAAGUCACGUCCAACAAUGAUUACCCAGAAACCACUCAACUUGCAGGUGAACCGACAACGGAUGGAUUCGGAGAUUAUUCAGUCACUGUCCCAGAUGUCACAACUCGAAGACAGCCUACUUUCAAAUGGACUUACAAACCAACAACGAAGAAGGUUGUCAACAGAACUACUGCUCCUUACAUUCCAACUAAGACAACCACCAAGCUUCAUGAUUACGGUAACUAUGAUUACACUCCAACCGAAUCAGAAACGGGCAAAGUCACGGAUGCAGAGCUCACAAUGUCCACUCACAGCGAUUAUCAAGUAACGGAUGCCGAAGUUUCAAUUACAACUGGAGGAUUCCCGGUGACCGAAGGAUCGGCUGAUAUAACAACAGGAAAUUAUGAAUAUACCGAUGGAAAUGGGUUGACAGAAGCUACGGAUCUCGCUGCAAGUACUGUAGAAUACCCCGAACUGACUACCGUGAACGAAGAGAUAACUGAUUUCAGUGAAGCUACAGAGGGACUAACCAACGGAGCGAGUCAGGGAUUGACGAAUGGAGUAACUAAGAGCGAGACAAAUGGAAUUACAGAAGGAAGUGGAGGGGUUACAGAGGCUGGCUUUACCGGAGAUUAUCCUGAACUGACUACUGGACGUCCAGAAGAAGUUACAGAACCGGAUGAAGAGUUCACAACUUCAGGAGACGAAGAUGACAGUGAUGAGUAUUGUAAGUUUACGCAACAUUUGGAUGAAACGAUCUUAACAUUGUUUACAUGUUCAUUUCAGCUGAUGAAUGUCCACACGGUUACCGCGAAGAGACUCAGAAUGUCCUGGCCAGCUCGAUUACCGCAGGUUCGGCCGCAGGGUAUGUGAAUUACGACUCGGAUUGCCGCAAUCUGUGCAACAAGGCCAGGACGGACAGUUGUGUUGGGUUCAUGUUCGAGCCCGAAAGUAACGGGAAAUGCACUCUGUUUGCAUUCAAGUUCAACGGAUUCAGAGUUAAUAACAACACAUUUGCAUCGCUGUGGUUCAAGUGUUAA